AUGAAUUCCAUAGUUCUUCUUAUCUUUCUUUAUGGUUUGGUAUAUAUUGUUGACGCGAAUCAUUUUCUUGGUGGAACGAUUACAUGGCAUGUCUUGAAUGGAUCCGCUACUGGAACACCUAUUGCCAUCGUCAUUACACAAACUUAUUCAUGGACAUAUUCAUUGAUAACAUGUACUAAUACUCAGAUUGCUACUAGUCAAUUGAUUCCUGUUGGUGGUGCAUAUACACGACUUUUGACGGAAACGCUUGAUUGCAUUGCUAAUUGUGCUAGUGGUACAACUGGUUAUGUGGCUCCUAACAUCGUACCUCGAUGUUCUGAUAUCUCAAUCCCUCUUGGAAUUACAAUUGGACAACGUUCUGACACUGUCUUUUUACAAUCCGGCAGUGAUUUUUCCGUUGCCUAUCAAGAUUUUAGCUGGCGAUCUCUAGUAGUAGGUGCUGCUGCAAACUGGUCUAUUUCUUCACGUAUUAACUUAACACCAAGAUCUGAUAAUGGUCUCUACAAUAAUGCUCCUGUUGCUACUCUCAUGUCUCCUAUCAGUAUUCCUCGUAAUCAAUCAAUAGCUAUUCAUAUUCCAGUAGCCGAUCCUGAUGGAGAUAUCACACGUUGUCGAUGGUCGACAUCAUCGAAUGGAGUCGAUGAGUGUAGAGAUACUUGCUCACCUAACUCAUUACCACCUAAUACAGUUAUUUAUCCAAAUUGUACUAUUAUAAUUAUAGGACAGACUGUUGGAGAUUGGUUUGCUAUUACUCUUAUGGUCGAAGAUUUUAUCAAUUUAUCGAGCACUACUCCUCUAAGUUCAGUGCCUGUUCAAUUUCUUGUUCAAGUAGUUAGUCCACCAACAUGUACCAUUCUACCUGAAGUUAUUGGAAUACCAGUUGAACAAGCAUGUAUUCCAGUGAUAGUUGGCCAAACAUUCAACUCACAACUCAUAGCAAUCAAUAACUGUGGAUCAAAUGUGACUAUUGUUGAUAUUGCAACACUUUCAUUUGCUGGUAUGAGCAAAGGAAACAUCGUUCGACUAAAUAUGACAACCUACUACAAGACUUUUUCAUGGACACCGACUACUAAUCAACUCGGCAUUCAAGUUCAGUGUGCUAUGGCUAUCGAUAGGUAUUUAAAUGUGAAUGAUAGAUUGAGAAAUUUGUCAGAAUUCUAUUAGAUAGUUAUUAGGCAAUAGGAGGAAGGAAGAUGUUCGAAAAAAAUAAUUAGUUCUACCUAUGUAAACAUCAGACGCAAGAUAUACGCAUUCAGCCGCAGUUGUGUUACAAACCGCGCUCAGACGCGGUUAAAAUCGAUUUUUGAUGCAAGCAAACGUGAUCUCAUUCACAGUCGCGCCCCUAUGCAGCUAAAGAAAAUUUUCAAGUGCGUCUGGACGCGGUUUUCUAUGAAACCGCGUGCAAACGCGUUUAAUAAAAAUCUAUUCUAACGCAUCUGGACGCGAUUUUGGAUAAAAUAUGCCGAGACGCGGCCAGACCGAGCUAUGGCCUGCAGCUGGACGCGUCUUUUUCUGGAACAGCGUUCCCAUGUGUAUAUUAGACGCAAAAUAUGCGCGUUUCACUGCGGUUUCGUUACAAAUCGCGUCCAGAUGCGUUGUAAAACGAAAAUGCACCGCGUUUGAACGCAAUUUUAUAUGAUAUGCGUCUAAAUGCGGUUAAAACCAUUUUAAAACGCGUCUGCACGCAAUUCUAUUUCUAACCACGUCUAAACAACUUUGACUGCUGCAAUUUAGAUGCAAACAUAAUGCGGUUCAAUCAUGUUCCGAUACAAAAAGUAUUUAGGUCAGAGUGUAAGUGAAGCGAGAAAAAGUAAACUAUUAAAGAUCAAUGUGUACUUCUCAUAAUUUAAAAAGUCAAGCACUCAUCUGGGCUAUACAUUGUCUUCAAUAGCAAUCUAUCGAUAUAUAUUCAUAAAGUUUAGAGAUAUGCAUUCCUCUAUAAACAGUUAUAAAGACGUGUAUCAAAAAUGUCUUGGAUAUGUAUGAAUAGUGAAUUACAUAUUAGAAAUUUAGAAGAUUGUCUAGAUGUUAUUCAUAGGAUCAGAAUACCAGGUUAAACUAUCUCUAGAAUUUUGUAUUUCGGACGUAUGAAAGAGAUUGCAUCUUCUCCUUAUCAAUUAUUAAUUAAUUUAAAAAAGUUGUUCACAACUAGAAUAAUCGAUGUUGAUAUUUAAAGUCUCUGCACAUAUAUCAUAGACAUGUAAAACGAAAUCUACAUCUCAUUUUUUUCGAUGAUUCCAUUUGGUUUACCAUCAUCCGAAUCAUUUGACAUAAUAACGGGUGUCCCAGAAUAAAUUAUACCAUUCGUAUUUUGAGUAUAACUCUUCUAUUAUCCAUUAGAUCGGGACAUCUUUUUAUACUAAAAGAUAGCGCUUGAAAUUCUCUACAAAA
Molecule: messenger RNA, 2391 nt
Organism: Rotaria sp. Silwood2
Lineage: Eukaryota; Metazoa; Rotifera; Eurotatoria; Philodinida; Philodinidae
Source: the annotation of a GenBank genome assembly